Messenger RNA from Cherax quadricarinatus, 497 nucleotides. It is a transcript of the gene RpL35, whose product is annotated as Ribosomal protein L35. The record is from RefSeq and is a predicted model, not a curated record. Gene Ontology annotation, biological process: maturation of LSU-rRNA from tricistronic rRNA transcript (SSU-rRNA, 5.8S rRNA, LSU-rRNA); translation. Lineage: Eukaryota; Metazoa; Arthropoda; Malacostraca; Decapoda; Parastacidae. Gene Ontology annotation, molecular function: mRNA binding; structural constituent of ribosome. Gene Ontology annotation, cellular component: ribosome; cytosolic large ribosomal subunit.
AGUGAAUUCAUUAAAGUUGCGCAUGUUAAGGUUCAGUUGAGUGUAGUGAAGCAGCAGCAGCAGCAGCAACAACCUCCCUGGCUCCUUCACUAACAACACCCUCACAACAAUGGCUAAGUUAAAGUGCAGUGAGUUGCGUACCAAGAAAAAGGAUGAGCUACUGAAGCAGUUAGAGGAACUCAAACAAGAACUAUCAGGUCUGCGUGUAGCGAAAGUCACUGGUGGAGCUGCCUCAAAACUCUCUAAAAUCCGAGUUGUACGCAAGUCGAUUGCACGUGUUAUGAUUGUCAUCAACCAGAAGACUAAAGAAAACCUUAGGAAAUUCUAUAAGAACAAGAGAUUCAAGCCUCUGGAUCUGCGCCCAAAGAAGACUCGCGCAAUCAGACGUGCUCUAACCAAGAGGGAGCUUCAGAUUCUUACUCCUAAGCAGUCCAAAAGGAUGUGGAAUUUUCCUAGGAGGAAAUAUGCUGUCAAGGCUUAAAUAAAAGACAACAACA